AUGGCUUUUAUCGGUCUAUCGCGUGCGCAACAGAUUUUCUAUCCGGCGCUUAAGGCUCGCCAAAUCUCUGUGUUCGCUAAUGGACGACUGAAUGCGGUGACCUCGGUUGCAUUGGCCACACCAUUGCCGGCUACACGUGAUGCGCAAGGUAGACGCAUAAUUCAACGUCAGACGGUCGGUGGUCCGCGAGUGGGGGCACAGCAAUUACAACCUGUAGGCGGACAACAAUUGCAACCAUUGAGAGGACCACAAUUGCAACAUGUCGGUGUGGCACCAUUCCAGCAAAUCCAAGGGCAGCAAUUACAACGAGUUGGUGGAGGUGGAUCACCACCGAUCCAGCAGCUCACAGGACCGCAACCACAAAGAGUGGGUUCAGGUAGACCACAAUUCCAACAGUUCCAAGGGCAGCAAUUGCAACGAGUUGGAGGUAGUGGUUCACCACCGGUUCAAUUGGCUGGACCCCAAGUACAAAGAGUGGGAUCUGGAGCGCCACAAUUCCAACAGUCCCAAGGACAACAACUGCAACGUGUUGGAAGAGUGGGAUCAUCACCAAUUCAACAGGUCGGAGGACUCCAAGUACAAAGAGUGGGAUCUGGAAGGUCACAAUUACAGCAGUUCCAAGGACAACCAUUGCAACGUAUUGGAGAGGGUGGAUCACCACCAACUCAGCAGUUCGCCGGACCUCAACCACAAAGAGUGGGAUCAGGUGGGCGACAAUUCCAGCAGUUCCAAGGACAACAAUUGCAACGAUUUGGUGGAGUUGGAUCACCACCGAUUCAACAGGUCGGAGGACAACAAUUACAACAAGGAGGACCGCCGAUUCAGCAGUUCAGAGGGCAGCAAGUACAAAGGAUAGCUGCGGGUGGAGCACCACCUCCAAACUUGCAAAGACAACAAAUUCAACAAUUCGCUGGACCGCCGCCCCCGCAAGUAUGGGAACAUCAAUAUGACAGACCCGUGUUAGACAGCCCAGAAAUAAACUUUAACACAGUAAAUAGUUCGUCAUAUGGUUGGCAGCCGACCAACUGGCAAUAUGUGGGAAAAUGA
This is a messenger RNA of Zeugodacus cucurbitae (melon fly), 1047 nucleotides long. Its product is annotated as mediator of RNA polymerase II transcription subunit 15-like. The record is from RefSeq and is a predicted model, not a curated record. The transcript has 2 exons. NCBI's taxonomy places the organism in Eukaryota, Metazoa, Arthropoda, Insecta, Diptera, Tephritidae. Bases 1 to 1047 code for a protein of 348 amino acids.